AUGGCGCUGUCCGUAAGGAAUAACAUGAAUCGUCUCUUCGGUUUCAUUCAGAAGUUUAACUAUUCAAAGAGGUCUCUGUGUACUUCUGUUCCACCGGAUAUAAAGGAGGCGUCAGUGGAGAGCCGUGUCUUCUCUGGCAUCCAGCCCACAGGGGUGCCUCACUUGGGGAACUACCUGGGUGCUCUGGAGAACUGGGUGUCCCUGCAGCAUCAGUACCCUCUGAUCCUGUACAGCAUCGUGGACCUUCACUCCAUCACACAGCCCCAGGACCCGGAGCAGCUCAGAGCCAACAUCCUGGACAUGGCAGCCAGCCUGUUGGCCUGUGGCAUUGACCCUGAAAAGGCCAUACUCUUUCAGCAGUCUCAGGUCUCUGAACACGCUGAACUGUCCUGGAUCCUUAGCUGUUUGACGAGUAUGCCCCGCCUCCGACACCUGCCUCAGUGGAAGAUGAAGAGCAAACAGAAAAGUGAAGGCAGCGUUGGUCUGUACACGUACCCCGUGCUGCAGGCGGCCGAUAUACUCCUCUACAAGUCCACUCAUGUCCCAGUUGGAGAGGAUCAGGUGCAGCAUCUGGAGCUGGCACAGGAUUUGGCCAGAAUCUUCAACCACCGCUUCGGUGACCUGUUCCCUGAGCCACACACACUGCUCAGUUCAACCCGGAAGGUGAAAUCCCUCCGUGAUCCAUCAACCAAAAUGUCCAAGUCUGACCCACACCACAUGGCCACCAUCAGCAUCACAGACUCUCCAGACGACAUCGCCCUGAAGAUCCGUCGUGCAGUGACAGACUUCACCUCAGAGGUCACAUUUGACCCUGACAAUCGCCCGGGCGUCUCUAACCUGGUGACUAUCCACGCCGCGAUGGCACAGCUCUCUGUGGAGGAGGCUGUGUCACAGGCCAAAGGGAUGGAUACAGGGGCCUACAAGAGGCUGGUGACUGAAGCUGUGGUUCAGAGACUAACGCCGAUCAGAGAGGAGAUCGAGAGGCUGAGAGCGGACAGGAGUCACCUGGAGUCAGUGCUUUUCCAGGGGACUCAAAAGGCUCGACAACUAGCUACUCCCGUCCUAAAAGAGGUCCGGCACAGAGUGGGCUUCUGCUAAUGUUUGUAAACACGGACCCUCCAUCUAACAUAU
This is a messenger RNA of Periophthalmus magnuspinnatus, 1131 nucleotides long. RefSeq names its product tryptophanyl tRNA synthetase 2, mitochondrial (gene wars2). The record is from RefSeq and is a predicted model, not a curated record. Gene Ontology annotation, cellular component: mitochondrial matrix; mitochondrion. Gene Ontology annotation, biological process: mitochondrial tryptophanyl-tRNA aminoacylation. Bases 1 to 1098 code for a protein of 365 amino acids. Gene Ontology annotation, molecular function: tryptophan-tRNA ligase activity; ATP binding. Lineage: Eukaryota; Metazoa; Chordata; Actinopteri; Gobiiformes; Gobiidae. The transcript has 6 exons.